Messenger RNA from Sinocyclocheilus rhinocerous, 3066 nucleotides. Its product is annotated as nuclear mitotic apparatus protein 1. Lineage: Eukaryota; Metazoa; Chordata; Actinopteri; Cypriniformes; Cyprinidae. Gene Ontology annotation, cellular component: spindle microtubule; centrosome; spindle pole. The coding region runs from base 78 to 2933 and encodes 951 amino acids. Gene Ontology annotation, molecular function: microtubule binding. The transcript is spliced from 20 exons. Gene Ontology annotation, biological process: establishment of mitotic spindle orientation. The record is from RefSeq and is a predicted model, not a curated record.
UCAUUGUUGAUGAGGUGUUGUAGGUGACAAGACUACUGCACAGGUCUGUUGUUUAAUCAUAAGAUUACGUGUCCAUCAUGCAGUUGAAUGAGGAGAAGGAGGCAGCGCUGUUGUUAUGGAUCAACAGUGUUUAUCCCGAGGAGUCCUUUACCAAAAUUAUCCAGAUGAUGGACGGCUAUCGACUCCUUAAGUUUGCCUACAGAGUGCAGGGGAAAGCUUUCUGUGAUGGUUUGCUGGUGUCACCAUUUCCUAAUGUGAUGGAAAUGAUCUUCAGUAUGCUACAGGCUGACUUCCAGUUCAGCCCGAGACAGGCCUCCCUCAUGUUACAGAAAAUCAGUCAGGGAGUCGAGCUGGAGCUUCAGCUUGCCAAGGUGGUCCUUGUUCUUUGUUAUUGUGGUUUUAAAACAUACAACAUGGUGCCUUUGGACACAAAGACAGGGUUGAUGAUCGCAUCCAUGUUUCACUUUGUAGAAGAUGAUGCUGAUGAUCUGUCCUUAGACGAAGGCCUAGAUGGAUUUCUCACCAAAGCCUCUGUCAUGACUUUCUCCACCUCCAGCAGCGAGAACAGCUGCUGCUCACCUUUGUACACUGAUGACGAGUCCCCGAUCUUCAGCCAAGUCCAAAACCCUCCCAGAGUUCAGUUUCAAGAGCAUUUCACGGUGGCCUGCAGUUCAGUCAGCUCUUCAGUGAAGGAUGUUAUGAGCACGCCACAGUUGUUGAAGAGACUCCGGAAAGUAUUGGCACGUGAGGGAGACGUGAGAGACGAGCUGGAGAAAGAACUGACCAAUCAGAUCGGCAUCAAUUUAGAGAAAGAGGGUGUGAUUUCGCAGUUACAGCACAGGGUGGAGCGAAUGCUGCGGGAACAAGGAGAGCUGGAGAAGGACCAUAAUGCCGCAUUGCUGGAGCUACAGGAGAAGAACGAGAGUCUUAUCCGCAGAGUGCAUGAGGUUAUAAAACAAUGCCAAGACUUGAAAACCGAAAACACUCAGAAAAAGAAAGUGAUUGAUGUACUAACAAAGGAGAAGCAAACUUUUGCUGCUCAGGUGCGAAAUGCCUUCGCUCCGCUGGCGAGAGCUGAGGGGGAUGUUGCCAAACUCACACUGGCUCAUGAAUCUGCACAAGCUGAGUGGAAGAGCAGUAACAAGUUUCUGGAGUUAAACGAGCCCAUCACUCGAUGGGAGAGUCUGAGUGAGCAGGCCCAGAUACUUCAGGGAAAGAUCUCUGUUCUGGAGGAUGAACUACAGAAAGCUCAAUCACAGGAAAAAGGAGUGGUUCUGGGAACCAGCAUUGAGGCUUUGACCAAAAUCGAGAGCUUCCUAACUCAGAUUCUGGAUUUGUCCGAACAGAUUUCCCUAAAAGAUGAAGAAAUCACAAAUUUGAGGAACAAGUAUGACUCUGUAGACCAUGAGCUGAAGCUUGUGAAGGAACAAAAUAUUGAAUUAAAAGAAGUGAUCAAAUCAAAUUGCCAAGUGCAUGAGGACACUGUUAAGAAACUUCAGCAAGAGCUUGACUCUGCUGCUUCAAAUGCUUCAGAAAAACAAGAAGAAAUGCUGGUUCUGUUAGCGGAGGUAACGUCUCUUAAAGAGCAGAUCUGCUGUUACAGUGAAAAUGGAGUGCAGAAACAACAAGAAAUGUCUGUUUUAGAGGCACAGCAUGGUGUGUUGAAGGAAAAAUUGACGUCUCUUCAGAAUCAGCUGGCCGAGGUGAAGGAAUCUGAGCUUAAACGGGAGCUUUGCCAUCAAACAGUGCUAAGAGAAAAAGCUCAGGAGCUCGAGAGGACUGUGAGGGAACAUCAUACCGAAAUUUCUGCUCUUGCCUCCGAGAGAGACGCUCAAAUAAGUUCUCUUAAAGCUGAAAUGAAGAAUCAACAGCUGAGAUCCCAGAGGCUGCGAGCUCAGCUGGAGCUGAAGGUGGAAAAGCAAAACAGCUCCAUUCUUGCUCUUAAAAACAUGGCUCGACAAUGGAAGCAGCAGAAUGAGGAGCUCCUGGAGAAGCUGAAGAUCAUGUUCACACAAUUACAGCAUUACAGUGGUAAAAACAAGGAGGCACGGGAGAUGAACAAAUCUCUUGUGAACUCCCUGCAGGCCAGCAGGAGAGAAGUCGAAGAUCUUCAGGCGGAACGAGACCAGGCGAAGGCCAGAGUCAAAAGCUUGGAGGCUCGGUUGGCCGUCGCUGAAAGGCAUCUGCAAGAGCGGAGGAAGAUGACCGAUGACACUGAGGAUGUGAGAUGCAGGGAAACACAGCAGGACACCAGCAAUGAGAGCUUGAACUUUGAGCUAAACUAUUCAUUUAAUGCUAAUGCACAUGAUCUGCCUGGUAUCGGAGUGGAGGAUAAACCAGAGCAUACUGCAGAUGACUGGAUGCGUGUCGCAGAACUACAGGUGCGAAACAAAGCCUGUCUGCCUCACCUGAAGAGCAGCUACCCUCUAGAGUCCAGGACCACUGUGGGACUUCCCUCAUUCACUUUAACGGAUGAGGACCUACGGAUGGGUGACCCGGCAGAGAGCAUUCGCCGUGCAGCUUUACACUUGCAUGAAUCCCAGCAUUCACACACACCACAGACUCUCAGACAGCCUGGAUCCCUGCUGCAUGACCUGAACAUACCUGAGCAGCAGUACAUUGGCACAGGUGAGGCAAAGAAGUUGGUGAGCUGCAUCUCUCGGACCGUGAUGCUUAAGAGCAGGCAUGCUAACAGACUUUCAAAUGCUGAGCCUAAGCGAAGGCAGUCUGUUAUGUUCACCAUUGUUAACACACCAAAACGCCAAAGAGGUAGUUUGCUGCAGCGAGGCCUGAAGCACCGUAAGGAAGCCUGUAAGUCUCCCACAGUGGGCAGUCGUGCCCUGCAGCCUGCGAUGAGCGCCGCUAACAGCAGAUCGCCGCUCUCACUGAGAAAAUGUCCUCGCAACAAGUCUCCAAAAAAGGGAGAGCAGUAGACGGACUGAUCAUCUUUCCUGACUGUGAUUUCUUUCUCGUCCAGGAUCAUUUGUGGACAAAACCUGGAUUUAUUUUUAUCUAUAAUUUGUUAGUUUGUUUUCUGUUCACUGUGUAAAUUGAUUGAAGGUGUGU